Molecule: messenger RNA, 1793 nt
Organism: Triticum urartu
Lineage: Eukaryota; Viridiplantae; Streptophyta; Magnoliopsida; Poales; Poaceae
Product: cytochrome P450 85A1
Biological process (GO): sterol metabolic process; multicellular organism development; brassinosteroid homeostasis
Molecular function (GO): oxidoreductase activity, acting on paired donors, with incorporation or reduction of molecular oxygen; heme binding; monooxygenase activity
Source: RefSeq, a predicted model, not a curated record
AGGGCAUCCUCCUCUCUCUCUCUCUGCCUACCAAGCAAGAGCAACACUUGUUGCCAACACAGACACCGCUCUGCCUCAUCAACCGAAACAGAGCAUCCAAGAAACCAGAGGAGGCAGAGAGAGGUAGAAGAAGAAGAGGAUGGCGCUCCUCCUUUUGGUGCUGGUCGGUGUUUUCGUCGGCGUGGUGCUGGCGAGCAGCCUGCUGCUGCGCUGGAACGAGGUCAGGUACGGCCGGAGGAAGGAGGGCCGCUUGCCGCCGGGCACAAUGGGGUGGCCGCUCUUCGGGGAGACCACCGAGUUCCUCAAGCAGGGCCCGAGCUUCAUGAAGCACAGGAGCCUCAGGUACGGGAGGCUGUUCCGGACGCACAUCCUGGGGUGCCCCACGGUGGUGUGCAUGGACCCGGAGCUCAACCGCCGCAUGCUGCUGCAGGGCGAGGCCGGCGGCCUGGUCCCCGGCUACCCGCAGUCCAUGCUCGACAUCCUCGGCCGCAACAACAUUGCCGCCGUCCACGGCCCGCUGCACCGCGUCAUGCGCGGCGCCAUGCUCGGCCUCGUCCGGCCCGCCGCGCUCCGCACCAGCCUCCUCCCCAAGAUCGACGCCUUCAUGCGCGACCACCUCCAUGGAUGGGCAGGCAGUGUCGUCGACGUCCAGGCAAAGACCAAGGAGAUGGCCUUGCUAUCCGCACUCAGGCAGAUCGCCGGCAUCACCGCCGGCCCGCUCUCCGACGCCCUCAAGACGGAGCUGUACACCCUUGUCCUCGGCACAAUCUCCUUGCCCAUCAACCUCCCAGGGACCAGUUACUACCAAGGUUUUCAGGCAAGGAAGAAGCUCGUGUCCAUUCUAGAGCAGAUGAUCGCGGAACGGCGAUCCUCUGGUGAUGCUCACGAUGACAUGCUGGAUGCUCUCUUGAGAAGCGGUGAUGACGGCACCAGGGAAAAGAUUAGCGAUGAGCAGAUCAUUGACUUGCUCAUCGCCCUCAUCUACUCCGGAUACGAAACCAUGUCGACCACUUCGAUGAUGGCCGUCAAGUACCUAUCGGAACAUCCGCGGGCCCUCGAAGAACUUAGGAGAGAGCAUCUUGAUAUCAGGAAGGGAAAAUCUCCGGAGGAAGCCAUCAGCUACGAUGAUUUCAAGUCCAUGGCCUUCACUCGAGCUGUCAUUUUUGAGACGCUAAGAUUAGCCACAGUUGUGAAUGGACUGCUGAGGAGAACUACCCAGGAUAUAGAAAUGAAUGGGUAUGUCAUUCCAAAAGGCUGGAGAAUCUAUGUUUACACAAGGGAGAUAAACUAUGAUCCGUUCAUGUAUCCUGACUCGAUGACCUUCAAUCCGUGGAGAUGGCUGGAGAAGAACAUGGAAUCGCACCCGCACUUCAUGUUGUUCGGAGGGGGCGGCCGGAUGUGCCCCGGGAAGGAGGUGGGAACGGUGGAGAUCACGACUUUCCUCCACUAUUUCGUGACCCGAUACAGAUGGGAGGAAGAAGGCAAGAACACAAUCUUGAAAUUCCCCCGGGUGGAAGCUCCCAACGGGCUGCAUAUCCGAGUUCAAGAUUACUGAACUCUUCCAACAAACAUUUUGCAGAGUUAAGAUAGAUAUGACAAAGACAAAGAUCGAUGAGAGCGCGAUUCUGCGCGGAUGAUUAGAUUAGAUCUUUGAUGCCUGUAAAAACAUAGGAACAUUGCGAUAGUAUAGAUGUUACAGGUUCACUAGGUAGCCGGGGUAAAAGGCAACAAGAUGCUCCUGUGUUAUUUUGGUCUACCAAUUCCGAAAUGGACAAAGGCGUAUGAUGUGGAUA